This is a messenger RNA of Durio zibethinus, 1162 nucleotides long. NCBI's taxonomy places the organism in Eukaryota, Viridiplantae, Streptophyta, Magnoliopsida, Malvales, Malvaceae. The record is from RefSeq and is a predicted model, not a curated record.
ACAAACAAAGACAAAUUAUGUAUCCGUAAACAAAGUAAAACCGCCACGUGACCCGACAUUCAAGCGAUUCUCAAAAGUUGAUACGUCACCGUUGGUAUACAAAAACCUGCAACAAAGAAGUGGCGCUGGCAGCCGUAGCGGCGACUGCCAAAAGCAAAACAGUGGGUUGCGCAUCGUCGAAAGAAAUAGAGAGAGAUGGGGAAUCCGAAGCAGAAGUGGACAGCUGAAGAAGAAGAAGCAUUGAGAGCAGGAGUAGCCAAAUACGGCAAAGGGAAUUGGAAAUCAAUCCAAAGAGACCCUGAGUUAAGCCCCUUACUCUUCGCUCGCUCCAACAUUGAUCUCAAGGACAAGUGGAGGAAUUUGAGUGGUGGUCCCGGUGGCCAUGGUUCCCGGGAAAAAUCAAGGACGUCAAAGCCCAAACCAAGUACCGAUGGUUCAACUCCGCAGACAUCUGUUCCCGUUAAGCGAAAUGCAUUGCCCAAACCACUUAUUGAUGAUUUGUCAAAAAGCUUUGCUCCAAACUGGUACAAUGAAAUGAUUAUUGAAGCUUUAUCAGCGUUGAAAGAACCAAACGGAUCAGAUAACAGAGCAAUUGUCAGCUACAUUGAGCAAAGGCACGAGGUACCUCAAACUUUUAGGAAACAGUUAUGUUCAAGGUUGAAAAGGCUGGUUGCAGUAGAAAAACUAGAAAAGGUGCACAAUCGCUACAAGAUAAGAAAAGAAGAGAGAUUUGGGACGAAGACACCUAGCCCAAAACAGAAAGGCGUGCGGUCUAAGCAGUUGCAUAUAACUUGUGAUGCAGUUGAAGAGGCUUCAGUAAAUGCUGCCUAUCUUGUAGCUGAAGCAGAAAAUAAAUCAUUUGUUGCAGCUGAAGCAGUUAAAGAGGCAGAAAGAGUCUCAAAAAUGGCUGAAGAUAUGGAUUCACUACUACAGUUGGCCAAAGAGAUUUUUGAAACAUGUAACAUAUUACAUUACAAUUUAGAGCUCAUACUUUUGCCUUAUUAGACAUCAUGUUUCCAUUUCUUACAUAUUUUGCCUUUUUUUUUUCAUUUACUGUAGGUUCUCGAGGUGAAAUUAUGCUCAUGGCAUAAGCUCUGGAUUAACUUUUUAGAGAUGACCCCUUGAACCAGAAUAUGUACACAUUGUUGGUUGUGUUUUCUCU